AUGGGCGACCACUACCGGACGCUUGGGCUCGGGCGCGACGCCAGCAAAACUGAUAUCAAGAACGCCUACCUUCGCCUCGCCCAGCGCUACCACCCUGACCACCACGCCGAGGCCGCCGCCGCCGCUAGUGGCGAAGCCGCGGCUCGCUUCCGCCAGGUCAAAGAGGCCUAUGACGUCCUCUCCGACGAACGCCGCCGCUUCGAUUAUGAUUUGACCUACCGCCCCUCUUCCUCGUCCUCGAGUUCGAGUGGCCACGGACACGGACAUGGCGGGAACUCUUCGUCCUCCUCCUCCACGUCGUCAUCGUCAGGCCCUUGGUCAUCAUCGUGGUCUUCAAGUAAACACGGGAACUAG
This is a messenger RNA of Aegilops tauschii subsp. strangulata, 354 nucleotides long. The record is from RefSeq and is a predicted model, not a curated record. Lineage: Eukaryota; Viridiplantae; Streptophyta; Magnoliopsida; Poales; Poaceae.